This is a messenger RNA of Rhopalosiphum maidis (corn leaf aphid), 1966 nucleotides long. It is a transcript of the gene sbm, whose product is annotated as b(0,+)-type amino acid transporter 1. The record is from RefSeq and is a predicted model, not a curated record. The transcript is spliced from 10 exons. Gene Ontology annotation, cellular component: membrane. Bases 200 to 1732 code for a protein of 510 amino acids. Gene Ontology annotation, molecular function: L-amino acid transmembrane transporter activity. Lineage: Eukaryota; Metazoa; Arthropoda; Insecta; Hemiptera; Aphididae. Gene Ontology annotation, biological process: amino acid transmembrane transport.
AGAAACACCGCCACACUGACGUUACGCCGUUUUCGCACGCGGGCGACGCGCUCGCCACGCUACGGGCGGCGGCGGUUAUACGGCUAUAAUAAUAAUAUUACACGCGCCGGGUCGCCUUUCAGUCUGCUGCCCAGUGUGUCAUGUCUGGUCGCGCGAUAAACGCUGAGUCGACCACAGUCGCUUGUACUUCCGUCUUGAAAUGCUACGAAACCUGCAGACGUCACAUGGGUACAACAACAACAACGACACAAACGGCGAUGACGGCAGCGACGGAGAUGGCGAAACUGCUGGCAACGGAAAAAACAUGUUGGCGCGGAAGCUAUCAACUAAGGGUGACACUCUUUACCUCGAGAGACGGGUGGGACUCUUCAGUGGGGUGGCUCUAAUUGUGGGCACAAUGAUCGGUUCUGGAAUAUUCGUUUCACCUACAGGAUUGCUGAUCAGAACUGGGUCAAUAGGCCUGAGUUUUGUCAUAUGGGCAGCAUGUGGUGCCAUGUCACUGUUGGGAGCUUUGGCGUAUGCAGAACUGGGUACGAUGAAUCCAAGUUCUGGGGCCGAAUACGCCUACCUGAUGGAUGCCUUUGGACCAAUGCCUGCGUUUCUCUUUUCUUGGAUAUCCACAUUGAUACUCAAACCGUCACAGGUGGCUAUAAUAUGUCUGAGUUUCGCCAAAUAUGCGGUCGAAGCAUUUGUCGACGAAUGCGGUUCUUCAGACUAUGUAGUGAAAAUCGUCGCAGUGCUGUCUAUUUUAAUUAUCACGUACAUAAACUGCUACAGCGUGAAUUUGGCCACCGGAGUACAAAAUGCGUUUACGGCUGCGAAACUGGUAGCUGUUUUCGUUGUGGUUGCCGGAGGUGUGUACAAGAUCAUUCAGGGGCGUACCGAACACUUUCGGAAUUAUUUUGAAAACACGACCACAAGCAUGGGUGACGUGGCGACGGCGUUUUACUCAGGGUUGUGGGCGUACGAUGGUUGGAACAAUCUCAAUUACGUCACUGAAGAAAUAAAAAACCCUUCAAAGAACAUUCCAAAAGCGAUAUACAUUAGCAUACCGUUGGUGACGAUGUGUUACCUGCUGGUGAACAUGGCGUACCUUACCAUCAUGUCGCCAGACGAAAUAGUGCGAAACGAAGCUGUCGCCGUGACUUUUGGAAUCCGAGCGCUGGGGUCCAUUGCCUGGGUGAUACCGCUGUCAAUCACGAUAUCCACAUUCGGGUCGGCCAACGGCACAUUGUUCGCCGCUGGAAGAUUGUGUUUCGCCGCCAGUCGCGAAGGACACCUGAUGCACGUUCUGUCGUACAUUCACAUUAAAAAGCUCACGCCCAUGCCAAGCAUCAUAUUUCACUCGAUCAUAACUAUUGUCAUGGUGGCCUCGGGCACGAUCAAUUCCCUAAUCGACUUCUUUAGUUUCACGGCGUGGAUAUUCUACGGAAGUGCCAUGUUAGCGUUGCUAGUGAUGCGCUACACCAGACCCGACGUACCAAGACCAUAUAAAGUCCCCAUAAUCAUUCCGUUAACCAUAUUUGUUAUUUCCCUUUAUUUGGUGAUAGCACCUAUAAUAGAUAAACCUCAGAUCGAAUACCUAUAUUCGGUGUUAUUCAUGAUAGCUGGGAUGAUAUUUUAUGUGCCGUUCGUUCGCCUGGGAUACAAAUUCCGUAUAAUCGAUCGGUGGACGGUCAUUAUACAGUUACUGUUACAGGUAGCGCCCACUAAAUUAGUGCUACCAGAUUAAAGUUGAAUACGCCCGUCAAGUCUUCCAUUAAUUGCAUAUCCAGAUUGAAAUAGACAAUACAGUUUAAUAUAUCAGUUGUAUUAUGUAAUUUAUAGAGUUAUAUAAAUCUAAACAAUUUGUUAAAACAUCAUUACCUAACGGUGGUUUUUAUUAUUUUAUAUUUUGUUAGUGAUUAUUAUAUUAGUGAAAUAUUAUGUUGUAUACAUAUUAUUAAAAUAUAUUACCUAUAUUGUA